Molecule: messenger RNA, 507 nt
Organism: Leptosia nina
Lineage: Eukaryota; Metazoa; Arthropoda; Insecta; Lepidoptera; Pieridae
Source: the annotation of a GenBank genome assembly
AUGAUGAUCCGUCUAAACAACUUCUUAUAUGUUUUUAAUCUACGUCAAGGCACAAUAUUAAUCGCCGUCCAUCAAAUUGCGCUAUCAUCUUUUGUGCUCAUAAUAUUAUUAGUUGGGAUAUCUCACCUUGGACAGAUGUUACAAUUGCUUCACAACGACAUGAAAGAUGAAGAAGAACGACGAGGUUUUUACGGUGUGGGUUACGGAGAUCAAGUGAUAUUUCACGAGAGUGAUGUGAUUAGUACUAACAAUCAGGCGAGAUUUGUCAAAGCUCAGCAUCUUGCUUCAGAUUUUGGGUGUGCGAUAUUCGUGUUAACGUUUAUCUACGCCAUAUGUGCUGUGAGCAGUUUCGCCCUCGAAACUGGAGGACAAUGCUCGCAGGCUGUAACUAAUAACGACGAGAGAGGAGAACGCUUACUUCUGCUUGACCAUGUUGCUCAUUCUAGCUUGCUUUCUGCAGCGCAACUGAACAAACUAUCUCAUGGCACUAGAACUCAGUUCGUCUAA